Messenger RNA from Nematocida minor, 1509 nucleotides. RefSeq lists its product as uncharacterized. The transcript has a single exon. The record is from RefSeq and is a predicted model, not a curated record. The coding region runs from base 1 to 1509 and encodes 502 amino acids. NCBI's taxonomy places the organism in Eukaryota, Fungi, Microsporidia.
AUGCGCACGCUAAAAGAGAAACUGAGUCAGUCAUUCGAGCACUUGUCUGCGCUGCUAAAUAAGAGCACAGAAGCCGAGAAAAAAGGCAUAGAAAAUACACUAGAGAGGAUGAAAAACAUCACAGUAGCAAAGGAGGGGAGCAGAGAAAUAGAAAGCGCGCGGAGAAAAGAAGCAGACGAUCUGGCAGAGAUUCGGAGGAACGUUGAAUCUCUUCUGGAGAUGGCCACUGCAGACAAAAAAUCAGUUAAAAAAACGGAAAAAGACCAGAAAAAGCAAAGCAGAAGGUAUUUGGAGCAGCUGGAGCAGAUGUCAUCGUCAAGCGAGUGGAGUGAAGAAGAGAAAGAAGCUAAGUCCAGCUGUUCAGUUACUGAAUACCUCAAAGGAAAGAAAAACACAAAUGAAAGAGGAAGGGAGACAGAAAAAGAAAUAAAGAACAAAACAAAAAACGAAGCGAAAAACGAAACAAAAAAUGAAUUAAAGAAUGGGGCAAAGGCGAACGAAAAAGGGGCUGUCUGUGUUCCUCUAGUGAAGAAAAAAGAGAUGGGAUCAGGAAACGAUGGAUUGGCAGGAGGAGAGAAGAAUGGCUCAUCAGGUGAUGCAGUAAAGAAGGCAGCGGUAUACGGAUCGCUAGCUAGUGGUGUACUGCUGUCACAGGAGAUGAAAGGGCAAAACCAAAGCCAGGAAAUGAAAAAUAGCAAAACCGAAAAAUCAAAAGACACAAAAAACACAGCUGAUGCCAAGCAUGCACUUGAUGGAAAAGAGAAGGACAAAAUAAAGGAGAAGAAGACAGCAGACGGAAAGACCGGAGAGUCGAAAGAUGCAAAGGAUGCAAAAAUAAAAGAUGGAAAAGCAAAGGAAAAGGAGACAGCAGAUGGGAAAGAAAAGAGUAAAAUGAAAAGUGGAAAAGAAAAAGAAAAAAGAAAAGAAGAAGGAAGUGUACAAACAGAUGAUAAGAGCCACCUGGCGCUAGGCAACAAAUUCAGUGAUAACUCUGGCAAAGACAAGAUGAAAAAAGAACAGAAACUGCCAUCAGAUAGCACAAAAAUACCAGCAGCUGUGCAAGUAGCGCCCAUAAUAAUAGGAGGAAAGAUAAGAGCACAGUCAACUGCCACAGAGCACGACGAAACAGCAGAAGAGAAACAGAAGACAUCCGGAGAAACAACGCCCUUUGACUCCACCUCGUAUACAGAUGCUUCAGCAGACGGCUUGCUGUUCAGCAACCCUGAAGUAGGGAGAGUCGAAGACAAGCUGGAGUUCAUAAAAAAACAGGGAACCAUCGAAGACGACGCAAGGCUGUACGGAAUGAUAACCAGUACAAUCGAGAAAAUGAAAGAAAGAAAAGACUUUGAGGCCAUAAAACUCUCUAUGCAGAUGGACAUAGCACGAAAAUACAUAAAAGACUUCAUAGACCUGCGCGUAGCCAUGCAGGGAACAGAGUCCGCGUCGACAAAAGAAGACAGAAGGAACAAAAGAAAGAAGAUGCGCUCAAGAUUUCCAGCUGAGCAAUAG